Molecule: messenger RNA, 1954 nt
Organism: Limulus polyphemus (Atlantic horseshoe crab)
Lineage: Eukaryota; Metazoa; Arthropoda; Merostomata; Xiphosura; Limulidae
Product: LIM homeobox transcription factor 1-beta-like
Exons: 8
Coding region: 314-1393 (359 amino acids)
Biological process (GO): regulation of transcription by RNA polymerase II; neuron differentiation
Cellular component (GO): nucleus
Molecular function (GO): RNA polymerase II transcription regulatory region sequence-specific DNA binding; DNA-binding transcription factor activity, RNA polymerase II-specific
Source: RefSeq, a predicted model, not a curated record
AAUGAACACAUAUCCCGAAUUCAUACUCGAGUGAUCCUCUGUUCGUUGAUUUUUUAACAGCCAAUUCGGCAUUUUAAGGAAGAGCGUAACAGUGUUACUUUACUGCAUGUGCACCGACUGCAACUUUCGUUGCCGUGGACGUUGUCACUUGACCGGACCGAGCGGCAGCAGAAGGUCUCAAGUUCCGUCCGGGAUAGAAACGGGUUUUGUGUGUGAGUUACUGUGGAAAGUCAGCUUUGUGUAUAGGCACUGUUCGUCGGGCGUCGUAUGAGCUAAUGAGAAGAUAGCACGUCUCGGACUAGAAUAAAAUAACAUGGAACCUAGUGAUAAAAGAGAAGGUUAUCUUAAGGCUACUGGUGACACUUCCGCAGUUCGUAAGUCUACAGGAAGAAAGGAACAUUGUACAGCUUGUAGACAGCCAAUCGUAGACCGGUACAUAAUGCGAGUGAUGGACAACUCUUGGCAUGAAGGCUGUCUCCUCUGCUCUGUGUGUCACAACCAUCUGACCAAGACCUGCUAUUCCCGAGAUAGAAAGCUAUACUGCAAAGCAGAUUAUGACAAAUUGUUUGCAGCAAAAUGCACUGGAUGUUUACAACCGAUAGCACCUAGCGAGCUUGUGAUGCGGGCCCUGGACUACGUAUACCACAUCUCCUGUUUCACAUGUGUUGGCUGUGGACGUCAGUUACAGAAAGGUGACCAGUUUGUCAUCAGAAAUGGUCGACUUUAUUGUAGGCCAGACUUCGAAAAAGAAAUAGCAAUGAUUCAACUUGUACAGAGAAAUGAAACCGCCCAGCUUCAAGAGCAGCAUCAAAACGGACAGCAGCGUCAAGAUGGACGACGAGGUCCCAAACGGCCUAGGACCAUCCUGACCACGGCCCAAAGAAGGGCCUUUAAGGCCUCAUUCGAAAUCAGCCAGAAACCUUGUCGAAAGCUGAAGAAGAUGCAGCGUAAACAGCAACAACAACAGCAAAAACAAGAACAGCACAAUUCUCAGAAACAACAAAGAACUAAUCAGUCAAACGGUGGCGUUGCCAUCGAAGGCAAUAAUUCUGUGAAGGAUGGUUCUCCAUAUUCCCGUCUUGGCUCUCUAACUGACUCUCCACCAGAUGGCUCUCAGUUUUCACUUCCUCCAGUAAGUUAUCAUGCCUCUGCAAAUGAAGGUCAGUAUUUUCAAGGCACAGCUGACACUUACAUGAAAUCUGAAAUUAGUUUAGAGAACGAGGCUAGUCUCAGUGGGCUAGAAGAGGUCCUUAUUGGUCAAAAUCAGCCGCCAUCUUUGAACGAUUCAUCCCAACUUUUCUCAGCUACCAUUAAUCCCAUUGAUAAACUGUAUUCAAUGCAUUCGUCAUAUUUCAGCGCCACUGACUGUGAGUGCCUUGGAACGAACAGCUAAAUUGCUUCGUAUCGCAAGAAGAAAGCAGAAAACGUGAAUUAUUUUAAAUCCCUCAGAGUCCUUGCUGUCUAUUUAAGAUUACAGAUCGAGCAUCACCGCCCUCUAUCGAGCUUUUUGACCACAAGUUAAUUAAACAACGGAACUGUUUCGAUUCUGUGUGAAGAGGAAAAAAAGACAAAGUGAGAGAAAUAUCUGGACCAAAUUAAAGACCAUUCAGAACUACUAAGAGAUUUUUAUAAGGCUAAAGUUCGGGACUCGAUCCCCACGGAGGACACAGUGCAGAUAGUCCAUUGUCUUGAAGGUUACGUCAGUAUUUUCACCUGAGUACAUGUGGUUUUUCACCCAAGAUCUGUUUUACGUCAAAUACAAAAAAUUUUUUACAGCAUCACGUUUUUGCCAUUUCUGUCAGAUAUCUUUGAGAUAUUUUGCCUUUUGUUCUUGUUUUUUCUAAAAAUAAUGAUAUUUAUUUAAACGUACUGUUCACUUUACUGUGUUUUUAUUAUGUUCGAAAAUUUUUAUUCUAGUCAUGGGAGUUGUUUUUAUGACUUUUGUGUUGAAAGU